AUCAAGAAUGGUCCGUUUUCAUGGCGGAGUUCGACGACACGUGAGUGUAUGAAAGUGUUGGAAGCCUUUAUUUUGCCUGCAAAUUUGUUGCCAUGACGAAGAGACAAGCUCCGGGACGCAAGUUUGAUUCUGUCAAGAAGAAGAAAUUCAGACCUGGUCUAGAUGAGAUCACAGAUGUACAAGAUGAGAGAAAAGAGGAGGUGAAUGACAAGAAGAAGAGAAAAUCUAAUGAUGAGGCAUGUGUUCCUGUAGAAGACAUCACAGAAGAGCCGCAGAAUUGUGAGCAGGCGGAGAACAUGACACAUGGACAGGAAGAUCACACAAAGAAGAAGAAAAAGAAAGGGAAACACAAGGACUCUGAAGAAAAUGUUCCUAAAUCAAAUCUGGUGAACACAAAAGUAGCCAGAGAUGAACCAAACACACAAACAACAGAAGAAAAAGCAGAGAUGAAGAAAAAAGAAAGUAAAUCUGAGAGCUCUGGAGAUGUGAGCACCUCAUUGAAGCGAGAACAUUCUGGAGUGGAGGGUGAGGAAGGUGCAAAUAAAGAGGAAGAACUGAGUCCAGAGGAAAUACGAGUGCUGGAGAGGAAGAUGAAGAAGAUUCGGAAAAAGGAGGAGAAGAAGAAACUGAGAGAAGAAGGCAAAAGCACAAAAAAGGAGAAGGUCAAGACAAAUAUUGCAGAGAAGCAGGCGCUGGAAUACCUCACAUGCUGGUCUGAGAGAAAAGAGGAGUGGAAGUUUCAGAAAACCAGGCAGACGUGGUUACUGCAGCACAUGUAUGACGAUAUGAAGGUGCCUGAUGCUCACUUCGAGUUGCUGUUGUCCUAUCUUGAGGGUCUUCGUGGAGCUGCACGAGCGACCACACUGCAGAAAGCUGAAGCGUUGGUGCGCUGGGAAGGACAAGGAGAAGAGAAAAAUACAGCAGAUACUGACAAGAGAAAGGAGAGAGCCAAACAGAUUAUUCAGAUGCUGUAGAGGACCAAACAAAACAUCAAAAUGAAUUUUUUUCUGUGUUACUGUGAAUGUCAUUUUCCACUCAUUCAAGUGAGCUGCCAUUAUGUCUUUACCUGUAAAUGUGUUAAAAUAACAGCAUUUCCUAAAAUAAACAGAAUUUCUGACCCUAA
Molecule: messenger RNA, 1123 nt
Organism: Myxocyprinus asiaticus (Chinese sucker)
Lineage: Eukaryota; Metazoa; Chordata; Actinopteri; Cypriniformes; Catostomidae
Gene: chlsn
Exons: 7
Coding region: 93-974 (293 amino acids)
Source: RefSeq, a predicted model, not a curated record